Molecule: messenger RNA, 456 nt
Organism: Symbiodinium sp. CCMP2456
Lineage: Eukaryota; Dinophyceae; Suessiales; Symbiodiniaceae
Source: the annotation of a GenBank genome assembly
GAGCUCUCCAUGGGUUUGUGCACGAAGGUCCCGGCGGAGGCCUGGCGCGAGCUCCAGGGCGCCGAGUGGCCGAAGCUCGCCAAAGCCAACUUCUAUGCGUGUUUCGAAACUUCCGGCGACGGGGCAGCUGCUCUGCUCUCGGCGUUGGCCAGAUGCAGAGACCUGCAGGACGUCCAUUUCACGAGUUGCGGUGCCAUCCCAUCCUCGGCCUGGCAGCAGCUGAGUGAUGGCACCUGGCCCCGAUUGCGGCGCGCGGGCGGCAUCCCUGCAGAGCAACAGGAAAGACUGCGCAGAAGUUUGGACGGCGGAGGUGCAGAUGCCGCAGCUGGCUUGCACGACGUCAACGUGGGCACGUUGGCGCUGUGCCCCAAGACGGCGACAGUCGCAAACUUUUUUGGCUCAGACGAAGAACUGCGGCGCGAACUGGCGGCCCUGGCCCGAUGCCGGGACUUGCAG